Molecule: messenger RNA, 11521 nt
Organism: Ornithodoros turicata
Lineage: Eukaryota; Metazoa; Arthropoda; Arachnida; Ixodida; Argasidae
Exons: 15
Coding region: 157-4377 (1406 amino acids)
Biological process (GO): peptidyl-tyrosine dephosphorylation
Cellular component (GO): nucleus; cytoplasm
Molecular function (GO): non-membrane spanning protein tyrosine phosphatase activity
Source: RefSeq, a predicted model, not a curated record
GUCAAGGUAGCUUGAAUCCGGAUUCCGAUGCAUUCAUCGAACGACGACGAAGAAUGCGUGAUCGCUGUACAUAUCGCUGCUAUGUCAAGUGACGUCAGUGAAGCGAAGAAACUAAAACUUCCAGCAUCUUUUCACAGUUUAUAAGUGCAUUUCUAAAUGUUGCGAACUUCUGGUGCCACUAUGCCGCUUAGAGUUGUCUUGAAGAACUUCCUAAACCACUUCGAGACCUUGGAAGCACGUAAGAAGCUCGGGGACGACCUUUUCGAAGCAGAGUUUCAGAGCUUGAAAGAACUAACAGAAAGCCUGAAGUGCGACCCCAAAUAUGCAAGUACAGAAGGACAGAAAGAUGUUAACAGAAAAAAGAAUCGUUACAAAGACAUUCUGCCAUAUAAUUGCUCACGUGUGGUACUCUCUGAGUACCCUGGUGUUCCAGGCUCUGACUACAUUAAUGCCAACUUGAUAAAGGGUGCAAGUGGGUCCAAGGCAUAUAUUGCAUCACAAGGGCCUCUGCCAACGACAGUCAUGGACUUCUGGAGAAUGAUAUGGGAGUGUGAAGUUCAAGUCAUUGUAAUGGCAUGCAAUGAGAAAGAGUCAGGCAAGUACAAAUGUGAACGUUACUGGCCAAACGAAGGAGAAACAAAGCAGUACGGCAACAUUACAGUUGAAUUGGUGAAGUGGAAACAGGUGUGUCCAGAUUUUGUACUGCGGACAUUGAAGGCGCGCUGUGGCCAAGAAGAGCGCACCAUUUGUCAAUUCCACUACUGGACGUGGCCAGACCAUGGUGUGCCCACAACGGUGGGACCCAUCGUGGACUUGGUGCGCUUAGUGCGGGAUUGCCAGGCCUCUGAAGCACUCCCAGUGCUUGUGCAUUGCAGUGCUGGUUGCGGUAGGACAGGAACUAUUUGUGCCAUCGACUACGUCUGGGGCCUGAUGCGCGUUGGGAGACUGAGCGAUGCUUUUAGCCUGUACCAGAUCAUCAGGGAGAUGCGCAUGCAGAGAAUUGCAAUGGUGCAGACAAAGGAGCAGUAUGUGCUGGUACACAGAGUAGUUGCAGCCCUGUUUGAGCAACAGCUACGUAUCAUAGAUAGCCACACCUAUGAGAACUUAGAUGAAGAUGGAGAACCUCUUCUUGGCAAGGGAAUCCCUACCAAUUCAGAGAAAAUUUAUGAAAACAUUGAUGACCUCGCAUUCGAAAAGAACGACUCUUGUGAUGAAGCUGAAAAUGACGAGAAACACGACGAAGAGAAAGAGGUACCUCCUGCGGUGAAUGAACCAGGAAGCUUGGCGAAUGUGUCGAAAGCAGAAGACAGUGCACCAGGCAACUGGACAGUGCAGCCAGACGAAAUGCAUUCUGCUCACAUUGACCGCGCGAGUCGUUCUUCCUCGUGGAGCCCAGAGCCGAUCUCGAACGAAACUUCAUCCUCCCUCAUGUCACUCUCUGAUCCGCGGAUGAGCUCUCGCAGUUCCAUGAUCACCGACGAUGAAGAUAGUCAGUCCUGCAAAGAAGACCUCGCAAAGGCUACAAGAAACAAGGCAGUCAGCAGCAAGCCAAAAGCAGACGGUGAAAGUAACAGGCCCGAGAGGUUAUCACUGAACAGGGCGCUCAGCCUCUCCACUACCAACAUAGCGUCAACCCUUUGCAUGUCCACUAACCAGGACGAUGAACUGAGUAAGAAAGUCGUGGGAAAGGCUACAGUGAUCCGCAGGCCUAGCAUCGCUCGACUAAAAGCCCUGUUCGAGCGUUCCCUCAGCACGGAUUCGGACGAGCCUGGCGGAGACGCCAGACGAAAGCGCCCAAUCUUCCGCAGUUACAGUCAGAGGGUUACGCCCAACCAGCCCGCAGUUGCACGCACGCCAACGGAGAAACCUGCCACAAAGCAGAAGCCCGUCGUUGCGGAGCGGAAAACCCUGGGCCCAUCCGCACGAAAGGCGAAGGAGUUUCGGGAGCUCGAGAAGAAUCAAAAGUCGUCCUGUCACGGCUCAUCGAAAGCUACUGUCUCUGGAAGCACUGCGUCGACCAGUCAAAAGCACGAGUGGUACGCCCUGGCUGGCGCGCCACCAGCGGAGCCAAUGGGCACGAGGUCCCUGUACAAAUCGUUGAGCAGUUCAAACAUAGCUUCAGCAACGCAUGUCAAGUGUAGCGCACCGAGCCAAGGCAGCUCUUCCGCACAGGCGAGGGACGACACUUGUGUUUCUCACGCUACGGAUCUGCAACCAGAAGUUCCCCCCACUCUCCCGACCAAGAAACGCACAGCGCAAGCCGUAUAUGCCUCAUUGACAUCGCAAGCCAUUGACAGCAGACGGAAAUCCCAAACUUUGCCUGCACCGCCUCGAGUAUUAGAUGACGGCAUGACCGUUGUGCCGCCGAAAACAACCAUUUAUGACUUCCUUCCAGGGAGCAACGGUCGUGUCGAUGCGCCCCCGCGGCUUCCUCCAAAAAAGGUGAGGCCCUCUCAGGGGCUCGUGCCUCAUGUUCCCCUCUCCGCACUGAACAACACGUACGUCAAUGUUUCUGACGUGUUGAUGGCAAGAAGGGAACUCUUGGCGCGACUUCGUGAGGGUCAUCGUCGAUUCAAUGAACAAUAUACGAACGUUGCCGCGGAGGCGAAAGAAAACCGUGAACGUACCGUCGAUCAGCAUAGAGGAAGCAGCAGUAGAGAUCUCGUGUCGAGAAAGUUAUUCGAAGAGCACAAAGUCACGGUCCCAAAGUAUGAGCAGAUCUGGAAUGGGUCACAGUUACAAGCGCCACAGGCAAGCAAAGACAGAAGCAAUAUGGAGCAGUGCUCUGCUUCUAAUGCGGCACGGUGUAAAACGGUCAUCACCGCAUCCGAAAGGGAGAAGUCUGCGACUCUUCCUUCAGCAUUCCGCUCUUCUGAAUGCAGCGUUCAUCACCCAACUCCAACAUUUUCUGCAAACUGGCAGGGUAAUCCAACCUCAGCAUCAGAUUUGGAUACUUCUGACAUCUGCACUACUACCGACGAACAAACGUGCUCUGGGACUGAGUACGACACGAUAUUCGUUGAAUCCAGUGAUACGGGCACCGAUGUCCAGCACGACGAUGACUUCUGGCAUACGAAUGACCAUUUUUCCAAUACUGCACCUCUUUCUAACAGCAUGCUGCAAGCACAGAAACACACGGCACCAUGUCGUAUGGAGGAUAAAAUGAGCCAUCCUCCAUGUAUUCCGGAUACGGAUGUGAAACAGCCUGCUGCAACAAACUCAGUACUUACCAGGCCAUUUCUUCACGGCAGUGUAAAAAUGCAUACUUCUGCCCCGCAAGCAUCGCCUUACGAACACAUAUAUCCGACGUCGCCUCGAAGGCCAACUCCUCACAGUCCCUCAGAGAACCUGCCGUGCCAGCCUCCACCGAAACCGCCACGAACAUUCGAGCACGGGAAGUUUGACGGCGGUCGCCUCAUAGUGUCUGUGGUCUCUCCGAAGAAGCACUCAGCCGACCAAGGAAGGUCUCAGCAGCACUGCGCCUCAUCUUCCGCGUCGAGUUCGGGACAGGGCAACGGCGUGCAGCAGCACGAUUAUGAGAACAUUUACUCGGAAUGGACGGUUCCGUUUACGAGCAAGGAAGUCGAGAGGCAGGUACGCCCGAGCAAGAAGAUCGUCAAACAUCACUCUGAGUACAGGCCUCACGGAAGCAAGCCGCACCUAGAAGCAACUUCGGAAAGAGUGCCCGCGACAGACGCUGGGAAGUCCCUGCAUCACUCGCUGUCGGAUGUCAGCAUCUACGAAGUCUUGCGGGCUUCGCAUCAACAGCAGCAACACCCUGAAGCGGUUGGGUCGGCAGACCCGCAGUACGCGGUUGUCGUGAAGCCGAAGAAACAACUGAGUGUGGCGGUGUGCAAGGAGCAGAAGUCUUCAGAAGGGGGUUCCAGGCCAGCAGCACCGCCCAGAGUUCGUAGACAUGUUGAGAGGCUGGAAGGGCGAGGAACUGGGCCAGACACCUCUGAUGCUUCAGCAUGCAAGGGAAAUGGCAAAGAUACCAACGCCCUGGCAGCCCAUGUAAAAACCUCAGUGAGUUCUACCGCUGGAAAGAAAGCCUCAGGCAAGGACGGCAGCAGUGGCAGUGAUAGUGGAUCAAUCUCUGGCACCCUGAGCAAGGCAUUCGGGAAAUUGAAUCUUUUUUCUAAAAUAAACUCCUCCUCCUCCACCACCUCUGAUGAGUCAAAGAAGAUGGCAUCGCCACCCAAAUUUGUUGUGAAGAAGCCAGCCAUUCCACACAAGCCUCCAACAGUCAUCACCCUCGCGGCAGCUCGAUUUCCAUCCCCGUCGAUCUUGAAGCCUCAUCCACUCAACGUUCAUACGUCCCAGAUUCCUUCCCAGCAAGCUUCACCUCCGAACACAGAACACUGGACUCAAGUGUGACAAAUCUGUCCUUCAAUGUGUGGUUCGGCCCUUGAUUGAACUGCAAGUGAUUUUUAGGUGCUUCAUAUUUGUUAUUUGUUGACACCAUUUAUUUAUAUGUUUUGUUGAUUUAUUACUUCCCGCUAUGUUCCUAAUGACUGCAGUGUGGCACGAGGAAAAUGAGGCACAUUGGUAGAACAGGUCACGGCUCGUUACAUUGCUUCCGUAAGUGUGUAGCACCAAUGGUGAUUCUUUCUUUCUGGGUGUUCCUGCUGUUCCCAUAUUCUACGUUACCGCAUUCCCCAGCGUUUCCUAAUGUCCCAAAGUGUUCAGGGUGGCUUUGGAAUUAGAAGUUUCUAAAGCCCAGUCUCCUGCUGGCUGCAUGGGAAACAUGCAACAAAAUGCAGUCUUGCAACAUAGUGUAGUAGCUACGACAACGAUACCUUACAGGACCAUUGCAGCACUUAAAGGGACUAUCGCAUCUGGAAAGGUGUGUAUGAGGCCGACACGGUAAUGUUGGGCAUGGUUUCACGGACUACUUGGCCAAGUUUCUCUUCCAGAAACAGCGUACUUAUUAAAUUAACGAGUUUUAAAGAAUCACACUUCCUCUGCAGCUGAGCCAGAACGACGUAAGCCGUGGAAACGAAUGGGAGCAGCGCAGGUGAUUGUCUCCGAGGCCGUCGUCUGCUUCGCGUUUGCACCGCAACAUACUAAGUGAAAAGACUUUCGCUUACCACUGUCUACGCCACCUAGAUAGAGAAGGCCUGCUUACUCGUCGAUGUGACGUAACAACUAAUAGUCAGCCAAUCAGGACCGUGUUUUCGACGGCGGCAGCCAAUCACGAGCAUGCUUUCAGCGGUCGUGGCCAUGAAAACGAACCACCAUCGUCUGCGAGUUGUGAUUGAUCGUCCCCGCGUACUAAAUGGGAAAACUUGGGAAUGAAGCGCAAAACGGUCCCAAUCUUUCUCAAAACUGAUUUUCUGGAAAGUGUCUUGCACUUUUUGUCUAAAUACAGUCGCCGACCGAUUUUUCGGACGUGCUCGAUUAUUCGGACUCGUUCGCGGAACGGCCGCGGGUCCCAGAGAGUUGAAGUAUAAGAACGUCCUAAAUUUCGGACGCCGUGCAGCUCCGUCGCUCGAUAUUUCGGACUGUGUUUGCCCAACCCGCGAAUUUCUCUCUUGGGGUGACGGAAAAUAUUGGUAUUAUCCGAAAUUCGUAUCAAAAGAAAUCAACCAACUAAAAUAUUGAAGCAAAAUAAUAGGCAGUGAUGAUUGUUCAUUCUACAUUCCUCUGAGUAGAAGAGGUCUGUCGUAGCGCUUUUGAGUCUUCGUUUUUGGCCAACGGCCCAGCACGUGCUGUCCGCCCGCGAGUCGCGCGACAGCGCUGUAAAGCGAGCUUCACCUAAAGCACGCAUGCGUUAGGAGAAGCCGACUUGAUGACGGCGGUGCCUCUGACAGUGUACAUUGACGAAAUGUCGCUUCGGGAAAUAGAAGCUGAUGUUAUCAGGCAGAGCUGGAAGUGCGUUAGGAAAGCAUCCACAAAUUUUUCCAGCCGACUAGGGCUUAGUAAAGUUUAUUUAAGCGAAAUUCGUUUUUUCGGACUGCUCAAUUAUUCAGACUUUUGCGCGAUCCCCGCCGAGUCCAAAAAAUCGGACGGCGACUGUAUUUAGGUCUGCAGGUUGCAUGUGAGCUACAGUCAUUUGUGGGUUCAUGAAUUCGCAGAACAGUGAAUCGCAGUAGCAGACGAAUUCUGAUUCUUAAUUGAAAGAUGGAGAGGAGGCAAUGCGCACUUAUCUAGGUGGUGUUGGCUGAUACGACCAUGUUCCGUAGAACACUGUGUACGCUCCUGGCUGUACAAACUCGUACGACGGUAUCCCGAAACAGCGUUCCACAAACCGAUCACCUUUCUGCGACCUGCGGACGCCAUCACUCACGCCCAGCGAUCAGACGCCGAGGUCUCUCUGCCGCUCCCUGAUUGGCCUUGUCCGAGUCAAAGGGCGCUCACUGAUUGGCCUAGUCCAAGAGUGACGUUUCCAGAGAGGGAAUUCCGGGAUGCUCUCAACAUCCGUCGCCUGCCCUUGCCAUGCAUUACAUCAAAUUGUACAGAAACAACUCCACACUAAUACGCGCCAAAUUUUCAACGUCAUUGUCGGUGGUGAGAUGGCACUGUGGUUUCGGAAUCGACCGCGACGGAUGCGAUUGUACCUUUAUGUCUCACUGUGCCUAGUUGUGUACUUUGAUCAAGGAAUGGCAGUUGAUGAGUGAGCACUGGCUGUGGGACUUUCAUCCACACCCUCCAACAAUUUCUGGUUUGAGGUGGUACGAGUUACGCCAUGGAAGAACAUGCGAACACGCUAUGGAAAAACAUGCGAACAACGGCGUUUAUCUGCAAGGAACUUUUACCAUGUGCUACAAGUAAUUUUAUCAUAUUUGAAUGGAAAAAAUUCAGUUUCUUGAAUUGCACUCUGAAAUUUGCACAGUUAAUGUAGUGUUUUUUUUUUUUUUCUUAUUCUUUUUUCUUUUUUUUUCUGCCAGUAACAGGAAAUAUAUCUAAGAUUUACCCCAUGCCAUUACAAAAUGCGUUCCCUACUACAGCGGUAAUAGCUUAAAAAUAACAUUGCAAAUGGUCCAUGGUUUCGACUGGUCCUUGAAACCCUUGAAUACCCUGGAAUUUGAAAAUCCCAUUUUCAAGGUCUGGAAAACCUGGAUUUUUUUUUUCUGCAGUCCUUGAAAACCCUUGACUUUGCCUCUUUUUCUUCUUCUCGUGGAGCUGCAUGUGAAAAUUACGCUUUUCCGGAAUCAGAACUGCAGCUUCGAAACCAUGGGAGUUAGCACUCUUUAUUGCAGUAGGAAUCGGCAGCAAGAAAUGAACGGCACCCUCUAUUAUAUGUUUUAUUAUAUAUAUUAUAGUUUUUCUUUCUGUACUAUGAUCUUUAAAAUUGAGUAGUUAAGUCGUGUCUGUGAACUGAUAUUGUGCAGACCCCUCGUACUUUCUCAUGUGGUACCUGUAGUGUAUAAAUAUUUCUGCAAAUUAUUGAAGCCGUGGUCAUAAACUGUGUUUUACAUACCAGACAAAAUGACGUCUGAACCUCAAAAGGUCCUUGAAAAACACUUGAAUUUUUCUUCAAAAAUUCAGUGGGAACCAUGACUGUCAUUUCAAGACACCCAAAUUGUCGGCCAUUGUUAAUUCUCCAUCCAGAAGCGACGUGGGGGCUUCAGUUUCCAUUUCAAUCUCUAGUUAUCACAGUUAUCAGAAACAAGAUUGAGAAAAAAAUGAGAAAAGGCAGGUGACCAUCUUCUCCAGACGCUUCGUACAUUAACUUGGCAUAGAACUGAGCAUGACCGUCAAUUUGAACGUAAAAAAAGAAAGUGAAAAAAGACAGUUUUUUUUUCUCCGCUAUUACUUACCAUCGUAGUAGGGAAUAUAUUUUGUAUUUUUGUACGCUGUAAAUUUCCGAGUUCAGUUCCAAAAAUUGAACUUCCUUCAUUCGAUGAGAUUACUGUAGUGUGUGGCAAAUGUUCUUUAGUCAUUUAAUGUCAUUGAUCGCAUAUUUUUGUAGCAUAUUUUUCUGACUUUUUUUUAUGUGGUUAGCAAAAUGCCUUGUAUGUAAAUGUGAACUGGCAUAACUGGUAGCAUCUCUGUCUGGAAAUUGGAGGAUGUGGAAUUGAAUCUCACUGCUGGUGUUUUUCAUCAAGUCCAUAAGGUCCAUCAGGUCCUUCAUUGAAUGCUUCGCAGCACACUCAUCUCCCAACCUGGGUACGAUGUGUGGAAAAAUUCCACAUUUAAUGUCCACAGUUCAUUUUUAUCAACUUCCCUCUAAAUUAAGCCAUUAAGUGCCAUGACGCGAGUAAUUUUUAAUAUUGUUUGUAGUACAACGUGGGACAACAAUCUCCUCCAGUGGUGAUUUUGCUUCCAAGUUUUCACUAUUACUACUUGUAACGGUCGGUGUGCAGCUGAACCUGUGAACGCCUUAUUAGUAGCAACUUUGACUAUCCACGCAAGAUAAAUUUUGAUUAGGGAGGCAGUGCAUGUUAUCCACCGACGCACGUUACGUAUCGGAGCUUUUCGCCCCGGAGAGCCGUCCGCAGCGUGGUGUCGCACGACCACUAGCCUAUGUGCUUCAACCCAGCCACAUGAAGUGUGCAUGAAUCGUUGCGCAUGCAUCGUUAGAGCCUGAAGUUCCUCGAAUUUGCACCCCGAAUUGAAGGUUCACUGUUUAGGGUGAAACCCGAUUUUUACCCGGCAAAUUCCCCUCACUGGGAUGUCUGUAGGAAUGCACUAACUUACUUGUUUGGCAGCAGAUGCAGUUACAUCACCGUUUGUACCAAACCACUACAGUUGGCUUGAGUAACUGAGCCCGAUUUCUCCCCGAACUUAGCAUACUGGAAGUUUUUUCACCCGAAUUCGCAUGAAUUUAGUGCACACGUUUAUUUAAAAGAUUUUUCACACCCCGAAUUUAGAGAAAAAUAUUUCCUGAAAACUUCAGGCUCUAUGCAUCGUGCCAUGUUCACUGAAAACUGGAUGAUAGCUAGAACAAGUACGUGAACAAAGAACAGAGGCACUGCACACCAAGGUAAUGAAGUGCGUCCACGGGCCUUUGGAUCCCGAUCCAGAGUGCUGGCAUUGUUGAAAAAUCAUGCGAGACAGCUCCGCGAGGCCGACACUGUCGGAUCGGAGUUUGAUGGCUUCAAGGAAACACUGAGCCUGUGAUAGAUUUAAUAAAAAGAGCUCGUAGUCGACAUACGGAAUAUAAUUACAGUGGGCACCAAUGACGAUGUAGAGUUUACAGUUUCUGUCCAGUAUUAACACCAGUAUUUUCAUCUCCGUGGUCCAUGGUAUGCAACAGGACACGUGGAACAUUUUUGGAGUCUGCUGAUCUUUGGAUUAUGCAGUACGGUAGACUAGAGGAACAAAUUUAGAUUAGACACACGUCGAAUGCUUGCCAGUGCUCUGAGGGGGCAUAAAAGUUAGGUCUUAUGUUUGAUGUUGUAAAACAGGGUAAAAUCUGGUGAUAGCGCAUGAACGGGCAAAUUUUUCUUGGGUGGAAAAGAGAGUGUGAAAAGACGGACACAUCGAGGGUGGCGAGAGGCAGCGCGGAUGGUAAAGCACUGUACAAACUGGUCAAUUUGUUCUUCCAGAAAGCUGGGCACGAAAAUUUAUUUGUUUUUCCAAAAUUUUCUUUUCCUGAUUUUUCUUUUUAUAAUCUGGCUUACACUGUAUUUGCUGUUUGCUUUUGUCCCUAUAUGUGGCUCAGUUUAUAAUUUUGCAAGCUCAGUUCUCAUGCUUUAUCUGAAGUGACUGUGAUGCAAAUCUGGCAAGGGGGAUUUAUUGCACUACACAAGGCUCUAGGUUCAUGUCAUGAUUUGGCUCACAUGGUGAAUACUUCUUUCAAGAAAGUGGUGUACACUAACUACCGCAACAACACUGAAUACCCUAUAUAUAUACUAUGUGAUGUACACUAUAUAUAUAUAGGAUAUUGGGGUAUCCAGUUGGUUUGUUGAGUGCGAAGGCUCAUUCUACUACUACAGACUACUGCACUAACACAUAACAUGGCUCGUCCAUGUACACGUACUUACCACUGUACAGUGUGCCCCAUUACCACAAUAUUCUUCCCGAAAAGUGUGAUAUAGGAACAAUAUGUCAUGUGCUUUCCACACUGCAGUGCCUAUGGUGUCGGUAGAACAUAUUGCCUUUGGAAUGCUAUUGUACUUAACGCUAAGUAUUUGCUAGAAAGAUAUUUUAUGAGAGUGCCUCGUAUUGGCAUAUGCUCAACAUAGCUGUUAGUCACUGCCGUGCCACAUUUUUUACCACAGUAUUUUUGGCAGGUGCUGUUGCUGGCCCACAUAGCGUGCAUGAAGACUCUUAUGGAGACUUCACACAGGAUCAAAUUUUUGUGUAAAUGUUUUGUCCUCAUGCCGCCUAAUCACCCGUGAUUGUGUCAGUUUCUGAUUUGUGAUUUUUUUGUGCAUGUCUAUGUGUAUAUCUUUGUGUUUAUUUAUUGCAUCGAAGAGCUUAAUAGUUUUACAUUGGCAUUCGGCAAAGCCCUUUCCUCGAUGCUUUUACAUUAGUUGAUUUAAGCUAAACCCUGGAUGGACUGUUGACAUUUUGUAUCAUGCAAUGAAGUCCAGCAGAGGUCAUCAUAUAUGUGCCACCACAAAAACAUUCUGCUGGAUUGAACUGCUUCAAAACACCGAGACUACUCCAAAAGUCGUAAUUUUUGCGAAGACUGAAUUUUUUAGAAAUUUUGCUAUCUCUUUUUUUUUCUUUAAAAAAAGAAUAAUCGUAAUGACAAACAAAGAAUGCUUCGACAUUGUGUUCCGCAAAAAAAUCACUUCCACAAAAUGAAAGCGGCACACUGUUCUCAAUUUGUUGUAGUGCUCCCACUACUUUAGCGAACAAGAUUAACUAAUUUAAAUACCGUUUUUGCCCGUUUGUCUUCCACCGUUCUAACAAUGACUCUAAGAUCCAUAAAAGCUCCGUUAUGCAACCACACAGCUGUAGAGAUGCAUAGCAAACUUAGUAUCCUUUGCCCCAAAAGCACAUCCAUCAGAGUUACCUUCAAGGCGAUAUAAAUAACAAACCACUGCACAUUGGUUUGACCCCUGAAACGUGCCAAUCAUACAAUUGUGACUGUUCUUGUCCUUGCACAUUGUGCCAGAGAAGGAACUUAGUGCUAUACAACACGUUUCUUCACUCUGCUGUUCAGUUUACAUUUUUGUUUUGGAAUGUAGACAACAUUGUUUUUUUUUAUACAUUUUACCAUUUAAUGUUUUGUAGUUCAGCUGACACGUGCAUACUUAAUGAUCUCGAUUAUGGUGCCAUUCAACUGCACAUUGUCAGUGUAGUGUGCCUUAAGUCAGUACUUUAGUCUAGGAUAUGGAAAGUUCCUGUUUCAGUAGUUGUAGGUGAAGACGGGAAGAACUGUGACAUUUCGUUUUAUCUUGCUAAUCCUCGUAGCUUGGGUGCAACGCGAUAGGUGGUGUGUUAGCAUAGGGUUACUUGAGGAUUACUGGUUUGCUUAAUAUUUUCUGUUCCUUAUUAAUGCCUGCAUAAAGCAUCUGUUCAAUGUCACAUUUGUGUUCCUACAUGCAUAGGAAAGUUCAGAAGAUAAAGUGCAUGGGUUUCAUGAUUUCCUUAUGAAGAAAAUAAAGAAUGUACAGACAUA